Messenger RNA from Olea europaea var. sylvestris, 1019 nucleotides. RefSeq lists its product as uncharacterized. The record is from RefSeq and is a predicted model, not a curated record. Bases 142 to 768 code for a protein of 208 amino acids. The transcript is spliced from 5 exons. NCBI's taxonomy places the organism in Eukaryota, Viridiplantae, Streptophyta, Magnoliopsida, Lamiales, Oleaceae.
CGAACUGGUUAUAUAAAAAUAUUAUCAUCACAUCAAUAAUUACAAGGCCGUGGCAAUAUAAUACUUUUUUCUCAACAAUUUUUUAUAGGUUCUUCUCUAUAAACCCUUUGUUUCUUCCAUUGACUCAACUGAUCUCUAGUAAUGGCUACCAAAAUAUCUAGUUCACCAUCAAUCUGCUACUUCAGCAGCCAUGGCAAAAAUUGCCAAUAUUUACAUUUUCCAGAUUGUUAUUCAUUCAAUCUCCCUCUGAUCAAGGGCCAAUGUAAGAUCAAGAAUCCUAACUAUGUCUUCCUCUUUGGAGCUAAAUAUGAAUUUUAUAAAAGUGGGAGCAGAAGCAGCAAAUUUCAACUAAAAGCCUCAGCUAAUGGAUCUGGUUCUUCUUCCUCUUCAUGGAAAAAGUGGUUGAUGGGGCUUCUGCUAGCAGUGAUUCUUCCAGCAUUGGGACAUAAAGGGGGACUAUUUGCAGUCCUUAAAAGUAAGAUCAACGCAGCUGUGAAGACGGUGGAGACAGUGACGGAGAUGGUGGAGGAGGUGGCGGAGGAGGUGGAGAAGGUGGCCGAAGAGGUGGAGGAGAAGCUUCCACAGGAAUCAAAGCUUAAGGAAGCUCUAGAAUCCGUCGACAAUCUGGCCAAGAAAGUUGUCAAGGAGUCUAAUCAAGCUGAAGAACUUGUUCAUAAGGUUCAGGAGGUCGAGGAGAAAAUAGAAGGGUCAUUGAUGAAAGCUAGCACAGAUGAAAAAAAACUGAAGGGCCAAAAGACAAGCUCCUAGGACCAAGAUCCAACUGUCAAAUAAUAGUUAAUGAGUUUAUGGAUUUUUCUUAUUAUUUCUUUUGUUAGGUUUUGUUCUUAAUGAAGUACUCGUGCAAAACUCUAUAGCUCUGAUGGUCCACUUGCUUUAACUGUGUUCCUCCAAAAUUCAUUGCCCCCAUCAUCCUAAUAUUCCUUAAUAAAUGAUGAAACUUUUCAAAAUGGUCCACUACUGAUAGUUGUUAUAAAGAUUGUCUGCUUUUAAUUUUUUUA